Molecule: messenger RNA, 2550 nt
Organism: Thamnophis sirtalis
Lineage: Eukaryota; Metazoa; Chordata; Lepidosauria; Squamata; Natricidae
Source: RefSeq, a predicted model, not a curated record
AUAAGACUUGUGCAACUGAAUUAUUUUAAUAUGGUUUUCGUUGGCUGAAUUGUUUAGGGCUACAAGAAAUGAAAGAUAAAAAUUUUAAACAGCAGAGGGAGACAGUGUUCCUUAACGAAGUUCCAUUGUUUCUGAAUAGAAAUGUUGUUCAGUGCUGGUAGAGGAGAGAGGCAGAAAAGGCAAACAGAAAGAGAGGUCCAGCUGCAGAGACAAGGCGUUAAAGGCACACUUCAGGGGAGGAAACGUCCCACUGAGCAGGGUGCUGGGUUCUCUUAAAUCUCAUGAUUCUGUGACUUUGUGGAAGGAAUAAGGAUGGUGCUCUUACAGAUAUGGAGCUUCAUUUCCUUCCUCUUCCUGUCCUACACCGAGGCAAUAUCCAUGCAUGGAGAAAUUCUGUCUCCAAAUUAUCCUCAAGCAUAUCCCAAUGAGGCUCUGGAAUCCUGGAAAAUAGAGGUUCCUCCUGGUUAUGGCAUUCAUCUCUACUUCACCCACCUGGAUAUCGAGCCAUCUCAAAACUGUGAAUAUGACUUUGUGAAGGUCCUGUCUGGUGAACAGGUGGAGGGUCAGUUCUGUGGACGAAAAACGAGGCGCGCACGGGGUUCUCCUAUCCUGGAAGAACUCCAUGUGCCCUACAAUAGUUUGACUAUCCUAUUUCAGUCUGACUUUUCCAAUGAAGAAAGAUAUACUGGAUUUGCUGCCUAUUACACUGCAAUUGAUGUGAAUGAGUGCACAGAUUUUGUGGAAGAGGCCUGUAGCCAUUAUUGCAAUAACUAUAUUGGUGGCUACUAUUGCUCUUGUCCUCCUGAAUAUUUCUUGCAUGAAGAUAAGAAGACCUGUGGAGUGAACUGCAGUGGGAAUGUAUUUACCGAGCUGUCUGGGGAAAUUACCAGCCCCAACUAUCCCAGGCCAUAUGCUGAGAACUCCCACUGUGAUUACCAUGUCAUCCUGGAACCAGGAUACCAGGUGAUCCUGAGCAUUGGGAACAACGACUUUGAAGUUGAGCCAAGUGACUCAGAAGGAACUUGCCCAGAUGCCUUGAGAGUUUCGGCAGGGGAUCAGAAUUUUGGUCCUUAUUGUGGCAGUACAUUUCCUGGGCCUCCUAAAAUCAACACCAAGAGCAACACUGUGGACAUUUUCUUCAAAACAGAUGAAGUUGUACAAAUGAAAGGCUGGAAAAUCCGCUAUUUUGGGGACCCAAUGCCCUGUCCACAGACUGUUAUUUCAAGAUCUGUUCAGCAUCCCCUAAGAGACUCUUAUGUCUUUAAGGAUUCUGUGAAGGUGACUUGCAUAGAAGGCCAUGAGAUUGUAAUGCUGUAGACUGUGGUGUGCCUGAUCCCAUUAAACAUGGAGAUAUCGUUUACCUGUCAGGAUCGGAGGAGACACAGUAUCAAACCACUAUCCGUUACGAAUGCCACAAACCUUAUUAUACCAUAAAGGGCAAAGAAACAUAUCAGUGUUCAUCCGAUGGAAUAUGGGUUGAUGAAGAAGGGAGAUCAGGGCUUCCAGUCUGUGAGCCAGUUUGUGGAAUUCCCAAAAAAAGUAUUGAAGAAAUAGGGAGGAUUUAUGGAGGCACGCUUGCUAAAGAAGGAAAUUUCCCUUGGCAAAUCUACUUUGAUGAGCCACGAGCUGGUGGAGCCCUCAUUUCAGAACAAUGGAUACUUACUGCAGCUCAUGUGCUAGAUGGUGUUCCGUACCCAGUUCUCUAUGCUGGGUUGUUCAAUGUGAGUCAAAGGGCCAAGAGUGCUACUGAGCCACUGAAGAUAGUGGAUACAUUCAUUCAUCCUAAAUGGGCCCAAAGUGGAUCAGGGACCAGGACAAACUUUAAUCAUGACAUUGCUCUCUUAAGAUUGAAAGAACCUUUGACAAUGGGCCCCACUAUUUCUCCAAUUUGCCUUCCUGGCACAUCCUCAGAAUAUGAUCCACAGGUAGGGACAUUGGGCUACAUAUCUGGUUGGGGCAAGACCGAUGCGGUUCGAACAACUCCUAGAUUAUCAGUGAGACUCAGGGCAGCUUGGAUCCCUGUGGUGAACAUGGAUACAUGCAGAAAUGUGAAACGAGACAUAGGUUAUGUCUUCACAGAAAAUAUGAUUUGUGCUGGGGAUGGCCGGCAGGACAGCUGUCAGGGAGACAGUGGUGGGGCAUAUGCUAUCAAAGACCCCCAAAAUGACACACGCUAUUAUGUUGCUGGACUGGUUUCAUGGGGGCCAGAAUGUGGCACUUAUGGUCUUUACACUAAAGUGACAAAUUACGUGGAUUGGAUCAGAAAGGUUAUGAAGGAGUAUAGAGAACCUGAAGAGUAGAUGAUUCCUCUCCUUAUACAUUAUCUGUCUACCAGGAACCUACUGACUCUCAAGAGGUUUUGUCAAAUCCAUAAAUCUAACACGCAAAAAGAAAUUUGCAGCUAAGAUCCAUAUUAUUGCAAGUCGCUUUACAUUGCCUUUCUCCUCUUUCUUCAGGAUAAGUAAAGUAGUAGCAGACCAGAGGUGGAUUCCUACUGGUUCAGACCGGUUUUGCUGAGUAGGUAGUAACUUGGCCAGCCACACCCCCAAA